Fusarium redolens is the source of this 1587-nucleotide messenger RNA. RefSeq names its product concanavalin A-like lectin/glucanase domain-containing protein. Gene Ontology annotation, biological process: polysaccharide catabolic process. The transcript has 4 exons. Gene Ontology annotation, molecular function: cellulase activity. NCBI's taxonomy places the organism in Eukaryota, Fungi, Ascomycota, Sordariomycetes, Hypocreales, Nectriaceae. The record is from RefSeq and is a predicted model, not a curated record. Bases 138 to 1154 code for a protein of 338 amino acids.
AAAGGGGCGCGUCUGGACUUGGCACGAAUAGUGGCGCUAGCAGAGAUUGGCGGCCUCUGAGCGUUAUAUAACAUGGCCAACACAGAUCCUUACAACUUCCUCGGCCUCGUUCUGCAUGUCCUGAGUCAUAAUACACAAUGGUUCGCCUUGCACCCUACCUGCCGUGGUGGAAGCGGCAAGCGAUUGCUCUCAUAUCCACCACCACGCUGGUCCCAAAUAGCGUUUUAGCUCUGGCGUCGCGGUCACCAGAGGACGCCACUACUGUCUGCGGGAAAAUGACACUCCACGACAAACCGCGCGAUCUCGAAUAUGCUGCCAAUGCAUGGAACCCGACCUCGGAGGGUUUCCAAUGCCUGACGGUCAACGAAGACGACACGAAUGCGUGGUUCAACGCCCCCUGGUUGUGGGAGGGCGAUAAGGACAAUGUGCACUCGUACCCCCAUGUCAAAUUCCAAUCCUCAAAACUACCACUACCUCUGGCAGAAAUUACCUCAAUGCGCCUGACGGCGAGUUGGAUGAUGACAGCGGGAUCCCUGGAGACAGAGACACCAAAAUUCAGUAGUAACGAGUGGGACGAAAACAAAUCUUCACUGAAUGAGCUUGGCACCGUAGCCAAUGCCGCCUUUGAUAUGUUUCUGGAUGCUGACCUGACAAACUCGACCGAUUCGGUCUUGGCGGGUAUUGAGCUCAUGAUAUGGAUUGGUAGUGUUGGUGACCCUUGGCCACUCAAGACUAAGACGCUAGGCACACAGAAACUCGGCGAUAGAGAGUUUACUCUCUACUAUGGCAAAAAUCAGCGAGACCAUCACGUCCUCACCUGGGUGCCGCAUGAAGACGUAGACGAUAUAACGGAAUUCGACGAAGAUGUUUCACCACUUCUCGAAUAUGUCUGGCGCAACGGCUUGAUUGCAAACUCGACAUACUUGGGCAUAGUUGAGUUCGGGUCAGAGACGUGGCAGUCAUCAGCCAACGUGACCUUUUCAACGGCAAGUUAUAGCCUGACUAUUAACGCCACGGGGGCUUCCUCGUCAGGGUCCAAAAUCUCCCCGCUGCCACUAGGCUGUUGUGAUCUAGACUCGAGCGGGUGGAGUCGGCAGAGAAUUUGCGGUAGAUUGCUGUUAGUUGUUAGUCUUGCUCUGUGGGGCAUAAUAUAAACCCGAGGCAAAGCCUGGUUAGGUAAUAGGAAAUAGCGAGAUAUGCGUCGGCCAGUGCAUAGUGCUCGAAUUCUUUCGUCCAAUUCUUCGGGUGUCCACCUGGCCAGGCAGACAGGUGGCUGACUGAAUCUGACUGCGUUCUAUGAGGAGGAGGAUGAAACGCUCGCAGAUCUGUUGAGGAUAAGGUCCGCAGCACCACCUAGAGCUGGACUAGUCUUGCAAUACACGUACAUAUCGUCUUUGAAUGGGCGGUUAGUGCUCAUCAUUCGGUGUAUUGGUCCGAGCGCGGCUUCCCAGUAAUGGUCUCCAUUAGGUGAUCCAGCAAGAGAUGUGUUUGACUGAGGUGCGUUCUCAAGAACUUGACUAAUUUAGCGGUCGAUGGAUUCGAACACAGGUGGAAAAAUAGCAUCGCGUGAAAUUUUCGCCUUUUUUU